UCUAUAUCAUUACAAAUCUUUCUUAAAUGUUCAAUUAUGUUCAGCUAGAAUCAUCGAAACUAAUUGUUAAUAAUACAAUUAAAACAGAUUAUUACGAUCUUCAGGAAAGAAAAAGAAAUGCGAAAAAUAGAAAAUUAGGUGUACUUUUCGCGCAUGUGCAGCGUCGGAGUGUAGUAUAUUGGUUACAUGUAGAGUUCAGUAAUUCUACAUCCGAGAUGGUAUCAAAUCACACGCUUAUGAAAAUAGCAGGUUUGGGAGGCUUUGUGACAGCCGGUACAGGUUAUGCUUUUCAUUACCGCGUACAACAAGAUAUCAAAAAAAGUGACACUUAUAAAUUCGCGAUAAAUGCCCUACAUGCUCAUAAGAAAGCUGUACCAUAUCUUGGAGAACCUAUAACAAUGGGUCGCAUCACUUAUGGCGAUGGACAGCAAAUGCUUGGAGAAAAAAUUAGAAACUAUAAAUGGUUUAAAGUUUCUCUCACAGGCACCAAUACUAAGGGAAAGUUAUAUUAUGAGGUAAUAUUAAACUGUACAUCUGAAAAUAAGUCCGAAAUAUCCAAAAUCGAAAUCGUGUUUGAUAAUAUACCUGGAAAGACAUUUGUAAUAAAGGAAUGUGAGAUAUGUUAAGAUAGUAUAAAUUAUUUUUAAUUAUUAAUAUAUGUUAUUAUUAAAAAAUGUAUUAUCAGAACAAA
Molecule: messenger RNA, 691 nt
Organism: Linepithema humile (Argentine ant)
Lineage: Eukaryota; Metazoa; Arthropoda; Insecta; Hymenoptera; Formicidae
Source: RefSeq, a predicted model, not a curated record